AUGGAGUAGAAAGAGAAGAAGGGAAAAAAAUAAUAAGAUUCCACAGUGGACAAAUUGAAAUGCAUUUCAGAAAUAGUUGCCGAAUUGAUUAAAUAGUAUGAUAGCAAUUAGAAAAUUAAUUUAUCACAAAUAAAAGCAGAGUUUUCAAAAAAGAAUAAGAUCUCAGGAGCACCUAAGAUAGUUGAAAUCUUAUCAGCCAUUCCAGAUGACUAUAAGGAUAAAUUGAUACCAAUUUUGAAGGCAAAACCAGUGAGAACAGCAUCUGGUAUAGCAGUGGUUGCUGUUAUGGCCAAACCUCAUAGAUGUCCACAUAUAGCUGUUACAGGAAACAUUUGCAUUUAUUGUCCAGGAGGACCUGACAGUGAUUUUGAAUAUUCUACUUAAAGUUAUACAGGAUAUGAACCUACAAGUAUGAGAGCAAUUAGAGCAAGAUAUAAUCCAUAUAUUCAAGCAAGAGAUAGAAUAGCUUAAUUAAAAUAAUUGGGUCAUGAUUGUGACAAGGUGGAAUACAUUAUAAUGGGUGGAACAUUCAUGUCCUUGGAUUAAGAAUACAGAGAUUAUUUUAUUAGAAAUUUGCAUGAUGCAUUAAGUGGCCAUCGUUCAUAAACAGUCAAAGAAUCAGUCCAAUUCUCUGAGGAGAGUAGAUCUAAGUGUAUAGGUAUAACCAUAGAAACACGACCUGAUUUUUGUUAGAAAAGUCAUUUGAGUGAUAUGUUAUUAUAUGGAUGUACUCGUAUUGAAGUUGGUGUUCAAUCAAUUUAUGAAGAUAUUGCAAGAGAUACUAAUAGAGGACAUACAGUUGAAUCUGUAAAGAAAUGUUUUGCAAUGAGUAAAGAUAGUGGAUACAAAGUGGUUACACAUAUGAUGCCUGAUUUACCUAAUAUGGGAGUAGAAAGAGAUUUAGAGAGUUUUAAAGAGUUCUUUGAAAAUCCUGAUUUCAGACCUGAUGGAUUAAAAAUUUAUCCAACUCUUGUUAUUAGAGGUACUGGAUUGUAUGAAUUAUGGAAAAAUGGAUAAUACAGAAACUAUCCUCCUGAUUUCUUAGUUGAUGUUGUCGCUAAAAUAUUGGCAUUGGUACCACCUUGGACUAGAGUCUAUAGAAUAUAGAGAGAUAUUCCGAUGCCUUUAGUGACAUCAGGAGUAGACAAUGGCAAUUUAAGAGAGUUAUCAUUACAAAGGAUGAGAGACUUAAAUGUUGCCUGUAGAGAUGUUAGAACAAGGGAAGUUGGAAUCAAAGAAGUUCAUCACAAAAUUAAACCAGAAUAGGUUGAAUUAAUUAGAAGAGACUAUACUGCUAAUGAUGGAUGGGAAACAUUCUUAUCUUACGAAGAUCCUUCUUAAGAUAUUUUAAUAGGGUUGUUGAGACUCAGAAGAUUGGAUAAACACACUUUCAGAAAAGAAUUAACUCAGGAACCAACUUCCAUGGUUAGAGAAUUGCAUGUCUAUGGUUCAGUGGUCCCUAUUCAUUCAAGAGAUCCUUCUAAAUUCUAACAUCAAGGAUAUGGUACAUUGCUUAUGGAAGAAGCAGAGAAAAUUGCAAGAGAAGAACAUGGAAGUACUAAAAUGGCAGUCAUUGCUGGAAUCGGAACUAGACAUUAUUAUCGUAAAUUAGGAUAUCAUUCUGAAGGAGUCUAUAUGGUAAAAAAAUUAGUAUGA
This is a messenger RNA of Paramecium tetraurelia, 1656 nucleotides long. RefSeq lists its product as uncharacterized. Lineage: Eukaryota; Ciliophora; Oligohymenophorea; Peniculida; Parameciidae. The record is from RefSeq and is a predicted model, not a curated record. Gene Ontology annotation, molecular function: iron-sulfur cluster binding; acyltransferase activity, transferring groups other than amino-acyl groups. Gene Ontology annotation, cellular component: cytoplasm; nucleus; elongator holoenzyme complex. Gene Ontology annotation, biological process: tRNA wobble base 5-methoxycarbonylmethyl-2-thiouridinylation. The transcript has 4 exons.